Molecule: messenger RNA, 1932 nt
Organism: Rotaria socialis
Lineage: Eukaryota; Metazoa; Rotifera; Eurotatoria; Philodinida; Philodinidae
Source: the annotation of a GenBank genome assembly
AUGUCGCUGACUGAAUUGCCUGAUGUUGCUUUGAUAAAAAUUUUUCGUACACUUGAUCAUCUUGAAUUAGUUCGUCUUUAUCAUAGUUUUGAUACAUCGAAACGUAUACAAAAUUUAAUACAGAAUUGUUCAUAUCUAUGGACGAGUGUUCAUUUAAAACCUACUGUUGAUUAUCAUUUGUUUUAUUAUUUUUGUCGUUUGUUAAUGUUAAAUGCAUCAACUAUUCGUCAAUUAACAAUCGAUGAACUUGAUUUAACUUGUCGAAAGAUCCUUUAUGAUAACGAGUUUUCUCUAAAACGAUUUUUUCAUCUUGAACAAUUAAUAAUUCAUGACGAAUAUAUAUGCAAUACGUUACAGUCGUUAAAUUUUUGUUCGUUAACAUUAAAACAUUUAUGUUUAACAAAUGAUCACGUAAAUUUAAAUUCUAUAAAUACUUUAAAUCAAUUAGAUUCUUUACAGUUAACAUUUUAUUCAAUAGAUAUUCUUAACAAUAGAUUCGAACGAUUAAUCAAUCUCAAUUUAAAAGUAAUGUUUGAUUAUGAACACAAUUCUCAUGAGAUAUUUUCUCGUUUACCAAGAAGCCAUUUACAAAGUCUAACGUUGAAAUUUCUUUUGUUAAACAAUGAUUACAAUUUUGUUAAUGAAUUUAAUCAAUAUUUAUUUUCUUGUCUGUAUCUCCAAACACUGGAAUUAUCGUACUUACAUGGAAUGUGUCCCGUAUGUUUAUAUACAAAUAUAGAUUAUGCGAAAUAUCAACGAAUUCUAUUUAUUAAUAUAUGUGAAUUAAAAGAAAUGAAAAAUUUUAUUGAACCAAAUCGAAUUGAUUUGCCUGUGGAAUAUUUACAAUUGAAUUCAGCAUUAAGCACAAAUCAAUAUUCAUCGCAUGUAAAAAAUGAAUAUUGGUCCGGACGUCAAUUGAUAUCUCUUGAUUAUAUACAAUGUGUAACGACAUCAAUAGAACUUUUGAAUGAUUUGAAUAUAAUCUGGUCAGAUAAAAAUCAAGCAACACAAUCAUUUGAAUCUUAUAUACUCCGUUCGAUUUAUAAUGUACCUUAUUUAAUAUCUUCCAUACGGAAUUUGUCGAUAACUAGAUUCGAAUUAAGUCUUAGUGGUUUAAUGACAAUAAUGACAAGUUUUCCAUUGGUAACCAAUUUUAUCAUAACCGAUGGGAAAAUUGAUCAAAUGGGCUCAGGAAUGUGGAACAUGGAAAAUAUAUUAAGAAGUUUACCGAACAUAUCUCAAUCGAAUAUACAAACAAUUAUAAUGAAUAAUAUUCGAAUGUCAUGUCGAACAGUUGUUCAACUGUGUUUAGUUACUGAGCAAUUAUUAUCCUUAACAAUCAAUGAUGUUCGAAUAUUAGAUAAAAUGGUUAUUUUAGAACAAAAUCAAACAGAUAGUCGUUCAAGUUUUCUUGUUGUUUUAAAAGAUAUUGCUCAACAUACAGAUCAAUUCAAAUGGAAUCAAAUGAAAUCAUUAACAAUAGGGAAAAAUAUGAUUAAUCAUCGAAAUCUUUUAGCAUUUAUUCCAUCCCAUGUCAAUGAUACGUACUCAAUGAAUUUAAAUCAUUUACGUAUUAUUAUUUAUGAUCAUACCGUAUUAGAAGCCAAUGAUACAUUUAGACGAUCCAUUAGAAAAUUAGUAAAAACUUAUUCGAAAUUAACAUCACUUAUUAUUGAAUUUACAAAGCGAUAUGAAGGGCUUUUUCGCUUACGAAAUCAGUUGCAUACAUUAUUCGAAUUAAAUAUUAAUAAAAAAAUUCAUGUUUAUCCUACUGCACAUGACUAUGCUUGUCGUUUUUGUUUUGAUACAAAUUUUAGUAAUGAAGAGGAUGAUGAAAGUGAUGAAACUAGUUCUAGUCAAAGGAAUCGAACAUUUUGUGGUAUACCGAUAUUUAAAUCUAAAAAACAACGAAAAUCAAAUUCUUUUCCAUAA